Molecule: messenger RNA, 715 nt
Organism: Rubroshorea leprosula
Lineage: Eukaryota; Viridiplantae; Streptophyta; Magnoliopsida; Malvales; Dipterocarpaceae
Source: the annotation of a GenBank genome assembly
GCCAUCAUCUCAAGACUAGAGCAAUUUCCUAUUAAAAAAAAUGGCUCCCAUGAGCUGCAGUACUAAUCCGGGGAUCAUCCUCCUGGUAAUUGCUUCUCUGUUAGCAGUAACUCAGGGCAGCACUGUAACCUUCGGAGGACCCCAACACUGGCGCUACGGCUUCAAUUACACCGAUUGGGCAAUUAAGAAUAGCCCCUUCUACAUACAGGACACUCUAGGUCUUGCAUUAAUUUGUUCCAGUAUGAACACAGUACAAUGUUUACUUGCUGCGGAAUCUGUUCAGAUAUAUGACCUGCGACUUCAGUCAAGCGGGCUAUUAGCAAAUCCGACGCAGGGAAAAGGGGAGGGCUUUGCGGUGGUGAUAAACCAAGAGAGGCCGUGCUACGUUGCUUCCGGAGAGGGUGACGACAGCGAGAAUGGUAUGAUGAAGUUUUUCAUUGCGCCAGUGCCGCGUUUGACUGGUCGAUAGAGAGGAAUGAAUGCCGAUGAUCGGUUCUCUGCUCAGUUUGAAGAUGCAUUCAACUGUUAGGGAAGGACUUGAUUGAAUAAAAUAAAAAAUAAAGGGUUCAAACAAAGUAAUUGUUGUUAAAUUUCACACGUUCUGUUUCUAUUUUUACUUCGAUUUUUUUUCUUUUUUGAGACGUUAAUUUCUUCCUUUUACUUUGAUGAGGAUACGUGACUUCAGUGAUUGUGAUUGCGCAUGUGUUUCUUUUAG